AUGCGGUCAGUGGCUCGAGGUGUAACAACAAAUAUCAAAAAAUUGAUCGAAGCUCGACCACAAGUUCCAGGACAAACUGUUUAUUUGACACAUGUAAAAUGGGUAACAGGAAAACGUUAGUUUUUUUAUUGUUGUUAAAUAUAUUUCGAAAUAAUUUUGAUAAUUUUCAGCACAAUUAGAGCAUUAUUUUAAACGAUAUGGAAAUAUUCAAAGUGUUAACAUGUUUUAUGUAAGUAAAUAUUUUGAUAUCUAGAUUUAAAAAAAAAAGUUGAAUAAUUUCAGGAUAGCGAAACAGGUCUUCAUCGUGGAUUCGCUUCAAUCACAUUCGAAAAUAAAGAUAGUGCAACAAAAGCAAUCGAGCAGCGACCACAUGUCAUAGAUGGAGAUAGAGUAAGUUAUUUUCUUUUCCUCAUUGAUUCAGCCUGAAGUACAUACGAAAAUCUUUUUAACCAAUAUUUCUUUCAACAAAAAAAAUAUGAUGCAAUUUUUGCAGAUUGAUGUCGAACCGUAUAUUCCAAUGAUUUCGAAAAACAAGAAAAAGGAUAUCAUGUUGUAG
Caenorhabditis angaria is the source of this 556-nucleotide messenger RNA. The record is from the annotation of a GenBank genome assembly. Lineage: Eukaryota; Metazoa; Nematoda; Chromadorea; Rhabditida; Rhabditidae.